Ceratitis capitata (Mediterranean fruit fly) is the source of this 710-nucleotide messenger RNA. RefSeq lists its product as uncharacterized. The record is from RefSeq and is a predicted model, not a curated record. The transcript has 3 exons. The coding region runs from base 106 to 582 and encodes 158 amino acids. Lineage: Eukaryota; Metazoa; Arthropoda; Insecta; Diptera; Tephritidae.
UCCUCAGCUGUCUGGCUGGAAUGUCAUAUAUGUACAUAUGUGCAAAUGCAUUAUUAUAUACAUAUGUACAUAUUUAUGUUGAUAUACGCGAAAAUAUUCUGAAGAAUGGAGCUGCUUGUAAAAUUAAGCAAUUUAUUUAUAAUUUUAAUGAACUUAAGCUUGUCGACUACAAGUCUGUUUGAUGACAAAGGGGCUAGUGGUCAGCUAUUACCAAAAGCAGCUACAUUUCACUUUCCUGAAUACGCUUACAAGGAGACAAGCAAAAACGAAAUUAUAUAUCACGAAUUUGAGACAUCCUGCCAGCACAAUACGUUAUGUGAAAAUUUGGAGGCUGUUGUGAAAAAGUCAUGUGUGCGUCGGUGCAUUUCUUAUACUUGUUAUCAAGACAUAUACGGCUUUGAUGAGCUGGAAGAAGGAGAGAUCGAUGUACGUCUUAAUUCCUUCAAAGGAUGUGUAGUCCAGCGUUCUGGUAAAAAUCAACGCCGUUACCCAAAUACACAAUUUCAACGUUUUGAUUUAGGAGAAUUUUUCUUCAACAUGAAGUGGAAAUUAAGAAAUUUUAUUAAAAGUGUGUAUUUUUAAACCGAUCACCUUCGAAUUGUAUUUAUGUACAUAUGUGUAUCUACAUAUGUAUGUACAUAUAUAGAAGUAUUCAAUUAUCAGAAGAAUAAUGUAAAACUCAAAUUUGCACGUUAAAUUAUAAAUUUUAU